AUGUAUCCCCAAUCGCAAAAGCCACGCAACGUCAUUGUUCCGCUCUGCAAGCUCCUUGUCGCCUACUUUUUAUUUUGCGUCGUAGAGUUCCAAUUCUGGCCAUCUCUUUCCGAGAACCUACCGUACCCGGUAUUCAUCGGUUUCGUCGCGGAGACCUGUGUUGGAUUAGUCUGGCACGUCGUGGUCAAGCGGAUAUCCGCUGCGGUCGUAUUGGGAUGGAGCUCCGGUACGGUGGUUUACUCUUCAGAGGCACAACCGGGGAGGAGAGCGCCGUGGCACCGAUUCUUCGAGGUUGCGAAUGAUCUGAUCAUGGUCCCAAUUUACGCCAUGGCGGCCAACUACGGCGACAGACUCAGCGAAGAUACAUCGCUUCCAGGAUGGUUGUGCGUCCAUGCGUGUCUGAUACUUGCAAGCCUCGUCAAGUACCUGUGUAUUGCGCUGUACACUCGUGUUCGAAGGCUCAUCUAG
Messenger RNA from Coniosporium apollinis CBS 100218, 468 nucleotides. RefSeq lists its product as uncharacterized. The coding region runs from base 1 to 468 and encodes 155 amino acids. The transcript is spliced from 2 exons. The record is from RefSeq and is a predicted model, not a curated record. Lineage: Eukaryota; Fungi; Ascomycota; Dothideomycetes.